UCGUGACCAUAGCUAAUCUAGAUCAUAGUCAAUCGUGACUUAAGUAUUGUACCAAUCGUUUAAUCAUGGCUUCAUCAAGGAAAAAUAAUCUGUUAACUGAUGUUCAAAGAUCCAUUUUGUCUCGGUAUUUUGACCAAGGCAUGACUGGAAAGGGUCAAGCCCACAACGAUCUCAUUGAACAGGCCAGUGCAGAAGCCAAAGUGACUAAGGAAACUGUAAAGAAUUGGAUUGGAAGCGAACGAAAGAAGAGAAAAGCAGCGGCAAGUUCGACUUCGAGUGAUCAAGAUACCGCACCGUCAGCAAAAAGCGUAAAAAGCAUCCCCUGCAUACGAGCUCCCACGUCAUACAAUAACUUUUGUAAGGAGCUGUUCAACAAAGAUCAGUGUCGAAACCUUUCUAUGGUAGAAAGAAAUUCGUUUGCUGCCAAAGAGUGGGCGAAACUCACUGCUGAAGAAAAAAUUUUAUAUAAGAGUUCGCAGAAUAUAGCGGGCGAGUUGAAUCCCGAAGAUAUUGAAAGGACCGUCAAAAAGAUAAGAGAUCAAAUAAUUAAGCUGGUAAACAUUCUUGAUGGAUAUGGCUGUUGCACUGCGGUACUACAAAAAGAUCCUGAUGGACAGUUGUUUGGUUUUGGAUCCCCUGCAGGUCAAGACUUUUUGUCAAGGAAUCCCGAGUUGAUGUUUAAAUUCAAAAGCCAUUUUGGUGGUGCAGACAACAAAGAUGUUACAUAUAAAGACAUAACAGCACUAUUCAACCAAAAAUACAGUCAAAUGGUUGGAAAACCUUCAAGAGUGCCAUACCUCAAGGGUGGUUUUGAGGUUGAGGGACUUCCUGAAGAUUUGCCUUUUCGGAAGCCUUUCAUGUAUGGCGGGAUGCAAAUGAGGAGAAUUCUUGAGGCUAAAGAAAGCAUCAUCUUCAAACCAGCCCCAUUGCAAGGACAUAGUGAUGAUGCUGUUGAGACUCCAAUUGAACAAGAGCCCAUCCCAACAGAAGCAACUCAACAAAUACUGGCAUCCCUGUUAGCCCAUAUUGCUGGAGACAGAGUGUCAAGGCGUGCACUUAGUGGUGGUGGUGUCAUAAAAGAAGAAGAAACCGAGGUUGUAGAUCUCACAUUCAGUAAUCGUGAAAUGUGGAUCCUACAGUCAUACGGCAUCACAUAUUUUGAUACAGAUGCAUGGAAGGGGCUUUGGCACAAUGUUCAACAUGACACAGAGCAUGAUGGUGGUGUCAUCCUUCCUGUGCUGAGUGGAGGAGGAGUGGAUUAUUCUAAAAGCAUCAAGUGGCAAAGCACUAAAAGGACACUGGCUAGACAGGAUUCCAUCAUCAUCUAA
Molecule: messenger RNA, 1328 nt
Organism: Pocillopora verrucosa
Lineage: Eukaryota; Metazoa; Cnidaria; Anthozoa; Scleractinia; Pocilloporidae
Source: RefSeq, a predicted model, not a curated record